AUGUCACCGCGCGCUUUGACGCAUGCCUUGCAAAGCUCGGUCCUCGUCCCGGAGUCGACGCUGGAGUCCAUUUCGUGCGCCAACCCAGAUAUUUUGAGCAGGGAGCAGAGCUGGCAGCAUUUCACGCAGGGAGUCGAGAAGCAGGGCGCCGACCUGGAUUCGACAAGCCGGUUUCUCUACGCAUGGGGGUGCAAAUUUGCGCACCUCUACGCAUCGGAUGGACCUCUUGCGAAACCGGAUACGCAAACAAGCAUCACUGAGAUUACUUACCUAACCGACGGUUCGUGCGGCUCGACGUGUUCUCUUGCCGCCCUACGACCUAUUCUUGACGGCGUGGCCUCCUCCGUGAGUUUCGGAGGACUCGCGAACACGCCGGUCGCCGUCUCAAGCUUCAACGGUGGCAUUCGAAACCCACAGUGGCAGGGGAAGGAAACGAUCAACUUUAUACAAUCAGCGGUUGAUCUUUCCGUACUGAAGCCAAGCAUAUCCACGCCGCCACGAGAUGCACCCGUUCUGUUGGUGCCUCUCAACACACAACUUACCUUCACUAUGACCGCGCAAUACCACACCGCGCUUGGCGAUAACGCCAAGCCGAGCGAGUUCUACAGAAUCCCGGCCAGCCAUCACCUCAACGUGUGGGACCUCACUGAGAACAGUGUGUCCCAACAAAAUUUCGUCGACAGCGCUGACGCGAUGCGGUGGCUCGCCGAGAACCUCUACAUCCCCGCGGCCAAGAAGCCGUUCACGACGUAUCCCAAGCCAGAUCUGGGGGACUACGAGAAGGGAGGAAGUGGCUGUCCAGGGACGGGGGCGUCAGGCGAAAACUCAGAUUCGACACGCCAGCUGCUCUUCGGCUCGGUUCCCGGUGACCACAGUCCGCCGCCGUCUCCGCCAGCAGCGCCCUUGGACUGCUGGCCGUACGACAACCCUGAGGAGGAGUGCAGCGCAUGA
This is a messenger RNA of Emiliania huxleyi CCMP1516, 951 nucleotides long. RefSeq lists its product as hypothetical. Bases 1 to 951 code for a protein of 316 amino acids. The record is from RefSeq and is a predicted model, not a curated record. Lineage: Eukaryota; Haptophyta; Isochrysidales; Noelaerhabdaceae. The transcript has 2 exons.